GAGAAACUAUGAUUUUAGAAAAAGAUCAUUACAGAUAUAAUAAUUCUCCUUCCUUUUUCUCUUUUUCGAUGAUUUAUAGAAGUUAGUUUUACAAUCGGAUCAUGUAUUCUUAGGUUUGUGGAUUUAACGAAGACUCAAGGCUACCAACAAAUUCAGUGUGCUUCAAUCGUGAAAGAUUUUUUCUAAGGAAGCAAAAGGAUCGUAGUAAGGUCUGACAUACGCGUGCUUCACGAUAAAAAACGGUGGAAGUUAGACGAUCAAUUGAAAAAAGCAUAAUUUGCUUGUUAUUAAUGAUAUUACUGAAAAAUCAGUAUACACUGAGGUGUUACGAAAUUAAAUCAAUUUGCAAUUUCUAACCCGGUUUCUGUACGAUAGUUCAAACAGGAACUGAAAAUCAAGAAAACAUCUAAACCACUCUUUGUACUUUGCUAUUUCAUUCUUUUACUUUGCAUAUUUUUAAUUUGGUGGAGUUUACGUUUCGACAAUUUUUGCAUUUGGCUAUUUUAUUUCACUGGACGAAAGAUUGAUUAUAAACAUUACAUGCUGAUAGCGUGUCAAAACGUAAAAUGAAAAUCUAAGCGGCAGUUUAAAUGAUAACUCAAAUGCGGCAUCUCCUUCAUUUCUGGUACAAAGAGGCAAAGUUUGUUGUUAUCAAAUUAUCAAAUAAUAGCAACAGAGAAAGACAUAAUAUACAUUAAUUUUACACUCUAAAUUAACUGUUGAUUUACUCAGUGAACUGUAUUGUUGUGCACACUUCAAUGUUCUUCGAGUCUUUGACUAGUGUCUUUAGACAAAUGUACCAAGAAAUAGCUAGUCCAAAUAAUCAUGGAUGUUGAUUGCACAGUAGUUAGUUUAAAACGAUCUAGUAGUGCACCCAUGAUCAACAAGAUCACUGCAACAAUGUCUGUGACAUCACCUUCUGCUACUACACCAAGGGAUGUUACACCAAAUUUUAACAUAUUCUCAAGUUCACCUCGAACACGACGCUUCAGUACUAGUAGUUCUGGUGCAAUUCCCAGGCUAACUCCACGUGUAAGUCAGUUGAGACAAGAAGAAUGUAUAGAUGUUGCUGGUCGUGAAGCAGCACAUGAAAAAGAAAUACACAGUGCCAUACAGAUCUCUCAGUCAUGGGAAGAUCUUACAAUAGAAGCAGAAGGAUUAUCUUUUAAAGAUUCUGAAUCAGCUUCAUUGCAAUUUAAAAUAGAAUCACGACCAAUUCCAAAACGAGUUUUAGAUCCAUUAAGUAUAAACUUAUCUGUAAAUGGUUCAACUAUGUAUUCAUCGCCAUCUCCAACCAGGUCUGGUUUGAGUCAGAGACAGUGUUAUUCACCUGGUGUUCAUGCAGUCACUUGGAAAAGUAAUUUGUCACCUAGUCCUACUAGAAAAGCUUUUGCUACAAGGCGAAGUCUAAGUCCUAUUGCAAUACGACCAAGUUGUUUAGCUUCGGUUAAGAGAAAAUUUGAAUUAGACGAUUCCGGAAUGGAUCACCAAUUACAACCUCCACUAAAACGUACUUCCGGUCUGUUAACUUCUGCUACAUCUAGGUUGGAUGUGGCAAUAUCUAGUCUACAUCCGGGAACUAUUAAUUCAGUUGGAACUCCAGAAUCUUGUUCAAGUCUUGAUUCCUCUGGUUUUUCCUUUCGACCUGUACAUAGUCCAUCUCCCGGUCCAGGUAUUAUUUCAAUCGUUAACGAUGAUCCUUCUUCCUCUUCAUCUUCGUCUUCAUCUUCCUCGUCUUCUAUUACCUUUUCUUCCUCUACUUCUACUUCCUCGUCUUCUAUCACCUCUUCUUCUAUCGUUACUUCCUUGGAAGGGUCAAAUGUGCAGGUUCAAACUUUUGAAGAGAUACAAAAUAAACAAAUUAUACAAGAAAACCAUAAAUAAGUGGAAGCAUAUAAACAAGUUCUUAAGAAGUCACAUGUAUCAUUGCAAUGAUAAACUUAUUCUUGUGACCAGUAAAAAAUAAUUAUUAUAAUGA
Molecule: messenger RNA, 1978 nt
Organism: Megachile rotundata (alfalfa leafcutting bee)
Lineage: Eukaryota; Metazoa; Arthropoda; Insecta; Hymenoptera; Megachilidae
Product: P2R1A-PPP2R2A-interacting phosphatase regulator 1
Molecular function (GO): protein serine/threonine phosphatase inhibitor activity
Source: RefSeq, a predicted model, not a curated record